CUGUCCUCCCGCUCCCCCCCACCUCUCACACACACACACACACACAAACGCACAAUCAACUGCGACGGGUUCUGCACAGCUUUCAGCCACCCCCAAAAAGAGAGAGGGAAACGAGCAGCAGAUGAGAACCUGGAGCAGAUAGAAGAGAAAAGAGCUCAGGGUUGGACAUUUUGGAAUCUAGGGGUGGGGAGGAGAAAGGGAGCGCGCCUUCUUGAUUUCCCCUCCCCACCCCUCUUUGCUAUUCUCUCCCCUAGGCUGGUAUAGGAUUUUCCUGAAGCAGCAGCAGUAGAGAACAGAAAUCUUUAGUCUAGAAUAGGGAGUUGAAGAGGUGGUUAGAGCUCCCACCAGCUACCUAGCUUGAGGGUGCCUGUAAGAGUGUGAGUGCGGCUCCCCUCUGCACACACCCCUACACACACACACACACACACACACACACACACACACACACACACGCACACUCCUCUUCAUACCAGGGUGUCAGCUAUCCUCAAUUCCCCGGUGUUGGCUUCUCCCCUUCCUCUUAUUGUUUGUGGCUUGCCGCGUGAAAGGGGUGCGUGUGUUUGAAUAGGCUCAGGUUGGGAGAGAGAGCUGAGAGAGGACUUGUGAGAGCAGAGCAGGAGCACCGCUGGAGCGAAGAGUUUCGGGCACUGGCGAAGGCGGAAGGUGAGGAGGUCUGGCCAGUCAGAGGGAAGUUUGGCAAUAACUGAGGAGCAAAGAGGGAAGCCCAGGUAGGAGUCAGUUCUUGAGCCCCUCUCAGUACCCUGAUCCCUUUGCCUGUGCUCCACCAAUCACCCACCCACUCGGUAGCCUCCAGGCCCGGGACUGUCCCAGGCGCUUGCCCGUGAGCACCGCGGAAGAGGAGUCCAGUGAGGCUGUUGUACCACGCGUCCUGGUGCACUGACUCCAGACAACACAGAUCUGAAGAAAGCUCUUGGCCUUGGCUUUCUAAAUUGCUAUGAACCAUGGCCCAACUUUACUACAAGAAGGUCAAUUACUCACCAUACAGAGACCGCAUUCCCCUCCAAAUCGUGAGGGCUGAGACUGAACUCUCUGCUGAAGAGAAGGCUUUCCUUAAUGCUGUGGAGAAGGGGGACUAUGCCACCGUGAAGCAGGCACUGCAGGAGGCCGAGAUCUACUACAAUGUCAACAUCAACUGCAUGGAUCCUUUGGGCAGAAGCGCCCUGCUCAUUGCCAUUGAGAACGAGAACCUGGAGAUCAUGGAGCUACUGCUGAACCACAGUGUGUAUGUGGGCGAUGCAUUACUCUAUGCCAUCCGCAAGGAAGUGGUGGGCGCUGUGGAGCUUCUGCUUAGCUACAGAAAGCCCAGUGGAGAGAAGCAGGUUCCCACUCUGAUGAUGGACACCCAGUUCUCUGAGUUCACACCAGAUAUCACUCCCAUCAUGUUGGCUGCUCACACCAACAACUAUGAAAUCAUCAAAUUGCUUGUCCAAAAGCGGGUCACUAUCCCACGGCCUCACCAAAUCCGCUGCAACUGUGUAGAAUGUGUGUCCAGUUCAGAGGUAGACAGCCUGCGUCAUUCAAGGUCCCGACUGAACAUCUACAAGGCUCUGGCAAGUCCUUCACUCAUUGCCUUAUCAAGUGAGGACCCCAUCCUAACUGCCUUCCGGCUGGGCUGGGAACUCAAAGAGCUAAGCAAGGUAGAAAAUGAAUUCAAGGCUGAGUAUGAAGAGCUCUCCCAGCAAUGUAAGCUCUUUGCCAAAGACCUGCUGGACCAAGCUCGGAGCUCCCGAGAACUGGAGAUCAUCCUCAACCAUCGAGAUGACCACAGUGAAGAACUUGACCCACAGAAGUAUCAUGACCUGGCCAAGCUGAAGGUGGCAAUCAAAUAUCACCAGAAAGAGUUUGUCGCUCAGCCAAAUUGCCAACAAUUGCUUGCCACCUUGUGGUAUGAUGGCUUCCCUGGAUGGCGGAGAAAACACUGGGUAGUCAAGCUUCUGACCUGUAUGACCAUUGGCUUCCUGUUUCCUAUGCUGUCUAUAGCCUAUCUGAUCUCACCCAGAAGCAACCUUGGGCUGUUCAUCAAGAAGCCCUUUAUCAAGUUCAUCUGCCAUACAGCUUCCUACCUGACCUUCCUCUUCAUGCUUCUCCUGGCUUCUCAGCACAUUGUCAGGACAGACCUCCAUGUACAAGGACCUCCCCCAACUGUUGUGGAAUGGAUGAUACUGCCUUGGGUUUUAGGUUUCAUUUGGGGGGAGAUAAAGGAAAUGUGGGAUGGUGGAUUCACUGAAUACAUCCAUGACUGGUGGAACCUAAUGGAUUUUGCAAUGAACUCCCUCUACCUGGCUACUAUUUCCUUGAAGAUUGUGGCUUAUGUCAAGUAUAAUGGUUCGCGUCCAAGGGAGGAAUGGGAAAUGUGGCACCCGACUCUGAUUGCAGAGGCACUCUUCGCAAUAUCCAACAUUUUAAGUUCUUUGCGUCUCAUAUCCUUGUUCACAGCCAACUCCCACUUAGGGCCUCUGCAGAUCUCUUUAGGACGCAUGCUGCUUGAUAUACUCAAAUUCCUCUUUAUCUACUGCCUAGUACUGCUGGCUUUUGCCAACGGAUUGAAUCAGCUUUAUUUUUACUAUGAGACCAGAGCUAUCGAUGAACCUAACAACUGCAAGGGGAUCCGAUGUGAAAAACAGAACAAUGCCUUCUCCACGCUCUUUGAAACUCUUCAGUCACUCUUCUGGUCUGUAUUUGGCCUUUUAAAUCUCUAUGUCACCAAUGUGAAGGCCAGACACGAGUUCACCGAGUUCGUGGGAGCUACUAUGUUUGGGACAUACAACGUGAUCUCCCUGGUAGUGCUGCUGAACAUGCUCAUUGCCAUGAUGAACAAUUCCUACCAGCUUAUUGCCGAUCAUGCUGACAUUGAGUGGAAGUUUGCGAGAACGAAGCUCUGGAUGAGUUACUUUGAUGAAGGUGGUACCUUGCCACCUCCUUUCAACAUUAUCCCUAGCCCCAAAUCAUUCCUCUACCUUGGCAACUGGUUCAACAACACCUUCUGUCCCAAAAGAGACCCUGAUGGGAGACGAAGAAGGCACAACUUGAGAAGCUUCACAGAACGCCAUGCUGAUAGCCUGAUACAAAAUCAACAUUAUCAGGAAGUUAUCAGAAACUUAGUCAAGAGAUAUGUGGCUGCAAUGAUAAGAAACUCCAAAACAAAUGAGGGGCUAACAGAAGAAAAUUUUAAGGAAUUAAAGCAGGACAUCUCCAGCUUUCGAUAUGAAGUGCUUGACCUCCUGGGAAACAGAAAACAACCAAGAAGAAGCUUUUCCACUAGCAGUGCUGAAUUCUCUCAAAGGGAUGAUACCAAUGAUGGCAGUGGUGGGGCUCGGGCCAAAUCUAAGAGUGUCUCUUUCAAUUUAGGCUGCAAGAAAAAGGCCUGUCAUGGGGCACCUCUCAUCAGAACCAUGCCAAGAGCCAGUGGUGAUCAAGGAAAGUCGAAAGCUGAGUCAUCAAGCAAACGGUCCUUCAUGGGUCCCUCUUUCAAGAAACUGGGUCUCCUAUUCUCCAAGUUUAACGGUCAUAACUCUGAACCCCCUUCAGAGCCAAUGUACACAAUCUCUGAUGGAAUUGCACAGCAGCAUUAUAUGUGGCAGGACAUCAGAUAUUCUCAGAUGGAGAAAGGGAAGGCAGAGGCCUGUUCUCAAAGUGAAAUGAACCUCAGUGAGGUAGAGUUAGGUGAAAUCCGGGGUGCUGCUAGGAGCAGUGAGUGCCCCCUAGCCUGUUCCAGCUCUCUUCACUGUGCAUCUGGCAUCUGCUCCUCAAAUUCUAAACUUUUAGACUCAUCAGAGGAUGUAUUUGAAACUUGGGGAGAGGCUUGUGACUUGCUCAUGCACAAAUGGGGUGAUGGACAGGAAGAACAAGUUACAACUCGGCUCUAAGUCAAAUCCCCAUCAUCUGUUCUGGAAUUCAAGAGAAAAAUUGUGAUUUCUUCAUUCUCAGAGGUGACCCCAAUAUGGCUGCCUCAUGGUCCCCCCUUCCAAAGGAGUGAAGCUCCUAUUGUUUUCAGUCUUUUCUAGCCACAUUCUUCAUGUUUUGUUUUACUGUCAUUAGAAUUUGCCUUUUUGUAUCUAUAAAUACUAAAUUCAUCUCGAAACCAACUGAAGGGGCAUUGCCCCUAAUCAGCAGAGGUGCAGUCGGGUGCUUAACCCCCUUUGCUUUGCUGUUCUUACCCUUGCCUCCUUGAAGCUCCAGGUGCCACUUUGCUACCAUAGCUGCUGCACAGAUUCCUGACCUUCCUCAGGAUCUCACUCCCAUCUCCGCCACAGAGCUGAGGGAUAUGGUCAGCAGUCCCUACCAGCUAGCAGAUAAGGCAAACCAACCUGCCUGUCUUUGUUGCUCUUCAGUGCUACACGCUGCCCGUGCUGGGCCAAUGAACAGCAUGAAAGGGAGACUAGACUCCAAAGAAUUGUCAGCUUGUGGUUUCCAGGUAGAAUAGGCCUUUCUGUUUUGUUUUAAAACACUAUUAACUUCUAAUUGUGGGGACCGUUGAGGUUUCGUUUCGUAAAGAUGUGUUAGUUUCUUAACGUGUGCCAGUGAGAUAUUUACUCUACAGUGUGUGUUGUAUCUAAUAAGUUAACUGAUUUCCUUUCCUGUGUUUGUAUAUUUCAGUUAACUUAUAUAUUUUAAAUUUUGAGAGUAUCAAAAUUAGUAUUUAGGAUGUGUGCUUUUUUCCAAAAAAAAUCUUCUACUGCACUUUAACUAAUAGCUACUACAUCUCAUACACUGGCAAGAAAAAAAUAUAAUUAGCUAGUAUAUUUAUAGGGUCCUAUCUACUGUGGAUAAGUUUUAAUCAUCAUUGAUAUGAAGCAUUUCUAAGAUUAAAGGCUGGAUUUGAAUUUUUAUAAGAAAAAUGAGAUUUUAUUGAGGUGUUUAAAUUUAGGGGGGAAAAGGAGCAACUCAAUUAACUGAUUUCUGGAAAGAAAACCUAGCAGAUAUAAUUUUAGGUUCAGAUAACCUAAUUCAGGUUGCAGCUGCAAUAUUCACUGGGGGACAGUGGAAACUGCUUGUGUGAACUAUUAAGAUAUAUAAUGUAAUAAUCCUAGUGGAUUCGUAGAAAUAAAUUCUGCCUUCAAAGAAAGCUACAUUUAUACAUUCAAACUCUUUCCCAUAGCCCAGGAAUAUUUAAUCAGAACAGAAGUUAAAAAUGAAGUUAGGAUGUAUAAGGUAAUCAUUUUAGAGCUGAUAACCACCAAACAAUAGCCUGCUGAGCAAGCAUAGUUUUGCCAACAUAUGCUUGGCUUGUGGAGGUUAACAAUUUUUAUGGCAGGAAAGUAAAAUGUUUGUUGGGCAUCACCUGUUCUUUUUAAAUGUCAACACCAACAAGAAUCCACCUACAUUCUUGUUUGUAAUGUCUGCUGGCCUUGAAAUGAGGUAAACAAUAUAAAUAUGUCUAUAAACUUGCUUUUGACAGUGCAGUUUAUGCUAAACUGAUUUUUCCACCUCUAUUGCUAGCACUGGUGAAUGAUGAUGAUAAAAGUGUUUCAUGUAGAAAGGAGCCAAAUUAGGGGCAAAGGAGGCAGGAAGUUGUGCUGAAUACAACUCAGAAAUACAGAAAAGGGAAUUACGAGAGUAAGAUGAAUCAACAUGCAUUUGGCAAGGGUUUGUCCCAAAAUAAUCUUAGUCUUAUCUGAAGUGCUCAUUUAUUCAAAUCCAACUGCUGCCCUACUUUACUGUGGGACUAUUACAAAAAUGCUCCAACACUAAGACAGAUUACUUUCUAAAGUCAAUUUCAACUUUCCCAACUUUAAACUUUAUUCUUAAUAUUGAAUGAGCUUAGGCUACAACUCUAACUCACAACACCACUACCAAGGCUAUAUGUAACCACAUAGUUAAAACGUCUUUCUCCCAAUAUACAAACUAUUAACAUUCUAGGUGUAACUGUUCUAAAGGUCAGAAAAGAGUAGGAAGCCAUGAAGUCAAGUUCCAAAGUCUUCUCUCAGUUGUGUUCUGAAGAGAGAGGAAGGACAUUACAACAGUCAUUCUCUGCUAUUGAAAGACACCAGGGCCAUAUUUCUUGGGAACACAUUCCAUUCCAGAUCUCCUUAGGGUUUUCAUCUUUGUGACUUGAGCUUAAGACUGCACUAGCUAUGUUGAGGCCUCGUUUAGAAUAAAGGUUGAAACCAAACAGCGAUUGUCCUAAGUUCCAUGUUUGUGACAACAACAUUUUUUUAAAUUUCUAUUUAUUAUGUAUACAGUGUUCUGUCUGCCUGUAUGCCUGCAGGCGGGAAGAGGGCAUCAGAUCUCAUUACAGAUGGUUGUGAGGCACCAUAUGGUUGCUGGGAAUUUAACUCAAGAUCUCUGGAAGACCAACUAGUGUUCUCAACCCCUGAGCCAUCUCUCCAGCCCAACAACAAAAUUUUUAUUAACUCCAAGCUAAUACUAAGCAGCAAGGAAAAACACAUCUCCUACCCUGUCAAUAAGCUACUGUUUAGAAACAUUUCAGGGAUGAAGAACUUUCCUAACGGUCAGCCCUGAGUUCUGGUGCUGGUACCAUUUUAAAAAGGUGGAGGGCUGGAAAGAUGACUCAGUGCUUAAAAGCAUUCCAACAGAGGACCCAGAGAUUCUAUUCCUAGCACCCACAUGACAACUCAAAUCUUCCUGUGACCCUCUUCUGGACUCCCCGGGCACCAAAGUCACUUGCAACACACACACAUAUAUAAAAUAAAAACAAAUCUUUUCAAAAGAGAGAUUUGAAGUGAAAAUACUUAAGUAUGUAUUUUCAGUCCUGAGAAGGUAUAAAGGCAACGUGAGAGUACAUUUAUAAGAGAGAGAGAGAGAACUGGAGAAAGGAUCCACUGGAUUCCAACCUCAUAUUUAUAAACAGAAAGACUUUUAAACAGGUGGUAUCAUGGUAUCCAGAGAAGGACACCAAGCUGGUCAAUAAACCCAAAUUUUCUAGAUCAUAGAAACACUGCCUAGCAAAUAUAUGUUAUAUAUAGAUGUUCAAAUAAAAUGCCCUCUAUACAUGUCCGUUGUUUUCAUUUGUCUAAAAUACUGUGAACUCCAAAACUGUACUUAAAUAUAAAUUUAAAAUGUACUGUUGCAAAGUAAAAAUAACUAUAAGAAUCAAUUAGUUAUAUGAAAUAACACCGUGACUUACUUCCGUUACAGUCAACUUUCUUAUAACUUCUAGGUACCUUGGGUUCAUUUGUUUGAUACACAAAUUAAAGUCUUCUUAAUAAUAAUUAAGGUAAACAUAUAAAGUCUGAAUUAUAUCAUAAAUUAUAUCAUUGUUAUCCUCUUCCACUUUUAAUGUUAAGUCCAAUGAUGUGCAAAAACGGGAAGAUUCUAAACUCAAAAUUGAUCAAUUUGAGUCCAGUCUGACCUUAUCUCAGAAACAUAAGGGUGCCUACAGUGAAAGCCAAUAUUCACCCAUUUGCAGCAGACUUUAAGGGGGUUUCAGGACAAGUUGACAUCAUAGGAUCUGUGCUUCCACUACCAUAUUUCAUGCAGGUAUGCAAACAUACACAUCACAACCAUAGAUGUCCUGUUCUCAUUGGUACUUGAAAGAACAGAUGAAAGUGUGCCUUUUGGCAAGCAGAUUAAGCUGGGCUGGGAAUUUGGUCUUUUCCAAUGAACUUCAGUAUAACCCCAAUUGUCUUCCAAUCUAAAAGCCCAUUAGACAAUUUUUCAGUCUCAGAGACCCUUGAAAAAGAAGGCAGAAAGGACACUUGAGAUUUUCACAAGGGCUCUUAAAAUCGAGAAGAAACAAAAGCUUCCAAAAGACAGACAAGUGUAGCUAAGCACUACAAAUAGGAAUAAAUCAUCAAAUUGUUAGGAUGAUCAAAUUGAGAUAAAUUGUUUGAUUAAAAAUGUGGUUUCUGGGGCAGGAGGGAUGGCUUAAUGGCUAAGAGCAAUACUGGUCUUCCAGAGGAUCAAAGUUCAGUUCCCAACACCCACAUCAGGAGGAUCACAGCAACCUGGAAUUACAGCUCCAAGGGAUCCUAGCCUUCUUCUGACUUCCUUGCAGACAGAUACACACACACAAACACACACAGAGUAAUGUCGUUUCUUAUGGCUGGGGGAGUAGUUAAUCUUGCACAAGCAAGAUCCUAGGUUUGAUCCCCCCCCAAGUAUCAUUUUAAGAUGAAAAUAUUAACAUCAACCUUUUCUCCAGCAAAAUCUACAAAUGUAAUAAUGUGUGAAAACUAACUCUGAAAAUUUUGUAAAUCUCUUUUUAAAGACUUAAAUUUCAGAAAGCAAUAGUUUCUCAUGUGGGAUCAUAAAGUCAUCAGGCAAGAUCCAUACUAAGACUAUUACUUAAAACUGUGCAGUGUCACAGAUUUCCCUUCCAAAUAUAGAGGAGGAUUGACUCUAAAUUGUAUCUAAGAAAUGAGUCUGCUACUUUAUGAAAGAGAAGAGAGAACUAAACUAAGGGAUGGUACAUAUGGAAAACCAGAUUACACAUCUGCCAUACUUAGCCCCAUAAAUUUACAGUAAGUAUACAACCUACGAUUACAAAUGAGAGGUUUAUAAAGUUGAUAGAACUUAUGCAUCAGAAUGAAUGACAUCCAUCAAACUAGUCAUCGUAAGUAUUUGCACCUAUUGGACAUUGGGGCACACACCUUUAAUCCCAGAACAGGCACGCAGAUAUUGGAAAAAUUGAGGCCUGACUGGUCUACAGAGAGUUCUAGGACAGCUACAGCUACAUAGAGAAACCGUGUCUUAGGGAAGAAAAUAGUUUUACAAAAAUAAGUAUAGUGCCUCCUAAGAAAAAUUUAAAGGACAACAUACUUAAGUAGAGAACCUCCACAGAUUAGGAAACCAUCACCCCUGAAAUCCUGGUGUUUAAACAACAAAGUAAAUCAAGAAUUCCUGUGGCCUAAGGUCAAAACAAACUGACAACUGUCUUUCUAAAUCUUAGGUGAUCCAAAAGCAAUAUUUUAUCAUGUACAGGUUCUGGCACGUGGCUUGUUAGCAAGAAGUAGUAGGAAAAACAAACAAAAAGCCCUAAAGAUUCUACAGAGAAAUGGAAGGGACUGUUUUGGACUGAAUGUUCCUAGUAGCAGAUGUUGUGAAAUGAAGCUCAAAUAGAAAGAUGAAAGCAGCUAGCUGAAUUCCCAGGUCAUCUAAAAAAUCCAAUGUUCAAAGUAGGUGUUUCCAUAUAAUAUCUAUAUUUCCAAAGUAGGUGUUUCCAUAAGAGAUCUCAUCAUUUAAUUUAAAAUACAGCUUCAUCAAAUAGCACUGUACUUCAACAGCCAGGGCACUUGCCUGUAGGCAAACAAGUGACAACUAUACUUAACAUAGAUAGGGAGAAACAGUCAGAAUUAGUGUUUUUCAUGACCUCUAGAACCAAUGCACUAAAAUCAAUGCCAGUGUGGGUUCACAAGGAGAGCUCUAAACCCAAGCCAUCAACCACAUUAGUUUACUUAAUGUUAAAGGGAAUAUAAUUUCAUAAGGUACUAACUUUAGAUUUAAGUAUUUGAAUUCCCCUUUAAAUACAAUAUGGCCAUGUUCUCUUAUUUUAAUGGUACAACAGUAACAGACCAUGUCCAGAUCAUUUCAGUUCAGAUAAGACUAAGUAAACCUCUCCAAUACAUGGAUAUAUUUUUAUUUCUUUUCAUGUGCAUAAUAGAAAUAAAUUCAAGAAGAGAGAAAUAUUUUAGCUGCUUUACAGAUUCUAUUUCUACAACAUUUUACAAAAUGGGGAUAGGGAAUUUUUUCCUAGUCAAAACAGUGAAUUCAAUUUGGAGCUGCAGACUUCACAGUUGAUAGUAGGAGAGAAAAAUCUACAACACAGUCUAUGCUUAAAUUUUCUCAGCAUAGUCAGUGGUCCCUCACAUCAUCAUGCAGAAAAUGUUUGUGUCAAAAUUAAGGCUAUAAUUCUAUCUCCUGAGUUUAAUUUAUGAAAGGGAAAAUUUCAGUGUUUGUAUAAAUGGCAUUUUGGCUCUACAGAUUAUUUUAAAAGCUAAAACUUGAGUGAUUACUUUUAUUUAGAUAUCUUCUGUAAGAAGUGCAAAGUUAGUGUCAACCUGAAAUGUGUGAAAAAAAUCUUGUAUAAUAAUUUUGUGUGUUUUUAGCUUCAGUAUAAAGAAAAAUAAAGCAUUUGCUUCUCUUCCCACAGAAUGUAUGGCUACUUAGAAAUAAGAUGUUUUGUUCCUCCUUUUCCAAUGUAACUAUUUAUACCUAUUAAUAAAUGUUGACCGACAGCA
Messenger RNA from Mesocricetus auratus (golden hamster), 10160 nucleotides. It is a transcript of the gene Trpc5, whose product is annotated as transient receptor potential cation channel subfamily C member 5. Gene Ontology annotation, molecular function: store-operated calcium channel activity; protein binding; inositol 1,4,5 trisphosphate binding. The record is from RefSeq and is a predicted model, not a curated record. Lineage: Eukaryota; Metazoa; Chordata; Mammalia; Rodentia; Cricetidae. Gene Ontology annotation, cellular component: membrane; cation channel complex. Bases 963 to 3887 code for a protein of 974 amino acids. The transcript is spliced from 11 exons. Gene Ontology annotation, biological process: manganese ion transport; regulation of cytosolic calcium ion concentration; calcium ion transmembrane transport.